Clarias gariepinus (North African catfish) is the source of this 2233-nucleotide messenger RNA. RefSeq names its product MAX network transcriptional repressor a (gene mnta). Gene Ontology annotation, molecular function: RNA polymerase II cis-regulatory region sequence-specific DNA binding; DNA-binding transcription factor activity, RNA polymerase II-specific; protein dimerization activity. The record is from RefSeq and is a predicted model, not a curated record. Bases 409 to 2004 code for a protein of 531 amino acids. Gene Ontology annotation, biological process: regulation of transcription by RNA polymerase II. Lineage: Eukaryota; Metazoa; Chordata; Actinopteri; Siluriformes; Clariidae. The transcript is spliced from 6 exons.
UGAUGUGGUUUUUAAUGAUACUGUUAGAGAGUGUUACAUAUUGUGUAAAUGCUCAGUUUAUAUAUAGCUCAUAGUUUGUAAACGUACAGUAAAAUAUAUUUUGGAAUCCACUCCGUGUUUUGGAUGUGGGCAGAGUUACACAUUGUAUCGGCGGGGUCAUGUGGGCGGCGCUAAACUCGGAGCGGGCUGUGCUGUGGGUUUUGGGCGCUCAGGCGCUUACAGGCCGCCAUCUUGUUGUUGCGGUGCUACUACGUGUGUGCGCGCGCGUGUUCGUGUUCCUACAAGAGGCGGGGAUCAAGUUGUUUUUCCCCUGUCAGUUAGGUGGAGAUACAGGGUGAAGGACGUAGGAUUACUCCAGAGGUUUGCUCAGGUGUUUUAUUUUGCGGUGCUGAAAACAACACAACAGAGAUGAGUAUCGAGACGCUUUUGGAAGCAGCCAAGUUUUUAGAAUUGCAAGCAGAGCAACAACAGAAAACACGUGAGGAGAACGAGCUUCAUGAGAGAUUGCACCUCAGACAGAAAGCAGGAAAGCAAACGGUGCAUGAUAACCACCUGACCUCAAGGGAGGAGUUAAGUCCUAAGCAUAACCCAGCCACUCCACCAGCCCUGUCCUCUCCCCCUCCUGCUCCCUCCGUUCCCAUCACAGUCAUUCCCGUUCCUGUGGUGUCACCCAGCUUGACGACAUCACCUGCAUCCCCACACCACAGUGUGCCCCAAAAAGACACCCACUCAACCCCAUCUCACCAUGUUCUGCCCCAAUGUCUCCUACCCUCUCAGACCAAUGGCCCAAAACAUGCUCAGACUCUGCAGCCCUAUCCUGGAUCCAUUGUUCGAGCUUCCCAGCAUGCUUUGCUCCCCCAGCCGACAAACACACCAACACAGUUAGGCCUCAUGUCCAAAACCGACCCUCGUGAUGAUCAUCGUGGCUUGGAUGGCAAGAAAAGACCUGGAGGGGCAGGAACAAGGGAAGUGCAUAACAAGCUUGAGAAAAACAGACGUGCACAUUUAAAAGAAUGCUUCGAAACACUUAAGAAGAACAUCCCCAAUGUCGAUGAAAAGAAAACAUCCAAUCUGAGUGUGCUGAGAAGUGCGUUGAGAUACAUUCAGACUCUGAAGAGGAAAGAAAAGGAGUAUGAGCAUGAGAUGGAGCGCCUGGCCCGAGAGAAGAUCUCCACCCAGCAGAGGCUGGCCGAGUUGAAGAAUGAGCUUAACCAGGGCAUGGACAUGAUGGAGAUUGAGCAGUUGCUACGUCAGACUGUCCAGCCCGAAGAUGACCAAGCAUCCACCUCCACAGCUUCCGAAGGUGAAGAUAACAUAGACGAGGACAUGGAGGAAGAAGGCGUACUGACCUCACCUUGCUUCUUACCCAGAGUGUCUCAGCCAGAGCUCAGGAAGCAAUUUUCGUCUCUGCCUCAAACUCUUUCUGUCCCAUCCAAACCCUCCCAACCUCUACCAUCUGCUACUUCGUCCUUGGUCUCAGCCUUUGUCCAGCCUUCCUCGCCUUCAUUCUCCUUGCCCCCAGCACAAGUAGCAGUGACCAAGCAGCCCCAGGCCAUGGUGGCUCCUCAGACCCUUACAUAUGGGCAUAUCGUUGCCACUCCAAGCAUCCAGCCAACAGUAAUAACACAUGCUUCUUCACACGCCUCUGUCAUUCAGGCUGUCAAUCACACCACCAAGACGGGCACCAAACACAUAGCCCACAUCUCUCCCUCCUCCCCAUCCUCUUCCACCAGCGCCCUACAGCUGGCACCUGUAACUCAGACCAUCGGGCACAUCACGGUGCACCCAGUGACGCACCUUCCCACGCUAUACCAACAGCCAGUCACCAUUUCACACACCCUAUCACAUGGCCAGGCCAGCGGAGCCACAGCGUUGGCCAAACAGACGCCCGUUGGGCAUCAGGUGCUCACACAUCACCCGCAGCUGGUGGGCCAGACUGUUCUCAACCCCGUUACCAUGGUGACCAUGCCCUCCUUUCCCGUCAGCACAUUGAAGCUGGCAUGAGCGAACCGCCUGACGUGGGCUUUGCACUUGCCUGGCACUUCCAGCAUUACAGAAGACAAAAGCAGUACAUUCCAAAUCAAAACAAAUCUAUGAAGAGUCUAAAACAAAUUUAUAAACAAAUUUAUAUUUUUUUAUAUAUAGCUAUUGCUAUUGUGUUAUAUGUUAAAAGAGAUGUGUAGCUAAAAUUAGGUUGUGAUGUCCUUCAUGCUGCUAUGUAUGUGUUUGUGUG